CCGAUCCGAUUCCAUCCCAUCCCAUUCGUCUUGAUUCACUACCCAUCCCAUCCAGUCCCUUCGCCCUCCUCCUCCCCGCGCCGCCGCAGGCCGGCCACUUACCGGUCGCUACGCCCACCCCCCGGGAGGCGACGAAUUACCUGCGGCGCAGUCACACUGUAGAGGAGUGUCCCGCCCGAGCCCUAAUUCUCAAUCCGAUCCCCACGCACUCACCGGCAGGGAACCAGCGGCAGCGCCAAGAAAAUCACUGGGUGGACACCGCAGAGCUAUCGUGGAAAGCGAUCGAUCUGUGCGACGGUGGGCGGCCAGCCGGCCGGCGUGCAGCCGUGGUGGCUACGUCCAUCGGUCGUCCAGGUCAAGAUCGAUCCAUGUCGGGGUGCCUGUGGCCGUGCGUGUCCAGCGCCAAUGCCAUGACGGGGGGGAUGGGCGGGGGGUUGUUCGGGCCCAAGGCCAGGAGCCCGGCGGAGCUGGUGCGACACACGCGCGACCUCCUCCGUUUCAUCGCCGACCAUCCGGAACCCUGCAGCGGCAAACUAGAAGCCAAGCGCGAACAAAAGAUUACAGAUCUAAGCAUAAGUGUUAGGGCAAUGAAAUCCAUUCUCUAUGGAGAUGGCGACGGUGAUCCUGUUGCCGAAGCAUGUACGCAAUUGACAAGGGAGUUUUUCAAGGAUAAUACUUUACGUCUAGUAAUUGUUUGCGUUCCACAUAUGGACCUGGAAACUCAAAAGGAAGUAACUCUAGUUUUUGCAAAUCUGGCAAGACAAAAGGUAGAUUCAAGGAUCCCUGCCUCUGACUACUUGGAAGUUAACCAAGAUCUUUUGGAUAUAUUAAUGGCUGGGUUUAAUAACAGGGACAUUGCGAUACAUUAUAGUACAAUAUUGAGGGAUUGCGUACGCCACCAAGUUGCUGCACGGUAUGUAUUAUAUUCUCAGCAUAUGAAGAAAUUCUUUGAUUAUAUCCAGUUUCCUGACUUCAGUCCAUCAUCAGAAGCCUUCAAGACAUUUAAGGAACUCCUGACAAGGCAUAAAUCAUCAGCAGCUGAAUUCUUCACGAAGAACUAUGAUUGGUUCUUUUCAGAUUUUCACACGAAAUUGCUACAUUCUUCCAACUAUGUCACCAAAAGGCAGUCUAUUCAGCUAUUGGGAGAUAUUCUAUUGGAGAGAACAAAUUCAUCAGUGAUGCUGCGUUACGUCAGCUCAAAGGAAAACCUCAUAGUUCUAAUGAACCUUUUAAGGGAUCCAAGCCAACCUAUACAAGUGGAGGCAUUUCAUAUUUUCAAGCUGUUCACUGCAAAUAAAAAUAAGCCUCGUGACAUCAUCAGCAUACUGGUGGCAAACAAGAGCAAAAUCAUCAGGUUCCUCAACGCCUUCACUCUGGAAAAAGGGGUUUCUCUGGCGCUGAUCGAUGCAGAGGAUAGGGUGUUCGAGUCGGACAAGGCCCAAGUACUCGUCGACAUCACGGCCUUGAAGCUGUAGAAUCGGAUGCAGUGUCGACAUGCCUUCUUCUUGUUCUUUUGCCUUUGUUAAUUAUAAUACUCCAUAAAACCGACUGGGAAGUUGGAUUAGGAUGCCUAGCUGUUUUGGGCAACAUGUUGCCCUGUUUCAUCCUUGAGCAGAGCAGAAAAGAAGGAAUUGCUUUUAAUUUGA
Molecule: messenger RNA, 1646 nt
Organism: Triticum dicoccoides
Lineage: Eukaryota; Viridiplantae; Streptophyta; Magnoliopsida; Poales; Poaceae
Product: putative MO25-like protein At5g47540
Exons: 11
Coding region: 369-1475 (368 amino acids)
Biological process (GO): intracellular signal transduction
Molecular function (GO): protein serine/threonine kinase activator activity
Source: RefSeq, a predicted model, not a curated record